Lucilia sericata (common green bottle fly) is the source of this 619-nucleotide messenger RNA. RefSeq names its product C-type lectin 37Db-like. Bases 39 to 566 code for a protein of 175 amino acids. Gene Ontology annotation, cellular component: external side of plasma membrane. The record is from RefSeq and is a predicted model, not a curated record. Gene Ontology annotation, biological process: biological process involved in interspecies interaction between organisms. Gene Ontology annotation, molecular function: carbohydrate binding. The transcript is spliced from 2 exons. NCBI's taxonomy places the organism in Eukaryota, Metazoa, Arthropoda, Insecta, Diptera, Calliphoridae.
CCCUAAGUUAUAACUGAAUCUUCCACGUUACAAUAAAAAUGGUUACAACUAUUAAACCUCUUUUACUAUCCUUCAGCAUAAUGCUAUUGGGUCUAGUACUUGCCGUUAAGGCUGACGAUGAUUUAACUACCGAUAUUGGUAGCAAGAGAUUUUUGAUAAAAACCGGCAAAAAACUUAAUUGGUACCAAGCCAAUCAUGCGUGUACGCGUGUGGGUAUGACUCUAGCAUCUAUUGAAUCGGAGACAGAGCAAACAAAUUUAAGGAAUUAUUUGUUUUCUCAGGGUCACUUGAGCGAUGGUUUCUGGUUGUCUGGAAAUAAUUUGGCUGACGAAACUGUCUAUACUUGGUUGUCGAAUGGUAAUAAAUUAAGCUAUACAAAUUGGCUUAGCGGACAACCUAGUCCUUUAGCAAAUUACUGUGUUUUCACCGAUGUGGACUUUAAGUGGAACACAGUGUUAUGCGCUGGCACAACCCCUGAUGUAAAAUACUAUAUUUGUUCAAGACCACUUGUACCAAACUGUGGUAUAACUGGACGUUGUAAAAUAAAUAGAAGUUUUUAUUAUUGAUUUGAUAUACAAACUUAAUUAUGAAUAAAAAACUAUUUCCAGAACAUUUAAAA